CACCCGACCAGACAUAGUUCGUAUUCCCUGACACAGCUUGGAAUAGGGGAGGCCCCGCAGUUCACCGGCACCCCAGUCGUCUCAAGACCACAGCUUGGCCAAAGAACUCGGCUAAGCACGGCUGGCAUCUCUAGCAUCAUCAGACGGGAGCGCCGAUAUGGCAACGACCGACCGAAUAGAGCUGGACGAAGAUGGACUCUGCAAGCGCUGCGCCGCCAUCAACUGGGACGAAAUGGCGUACAUCAUCGAGAAGCAUUUCCCCAUGCUCCUCAAAGUGCCCGGCGAGCGCCUCCGCCUAGAGGUCUUCGACAUGGCCACCACCAUCAGCGACUCCAGAGCCGCGCUCACUGCCUCGCCAUGUCGCUUCUGCCGCCUCCUCGCGAGAGCCCUGGCCGUGCAUAGUCUAGCCACGCCCGGCCAGCUGGAGUGCGUGCACGACGGAUCGUCCAUGGUCUCGAUCCAGAUGGAAUCGAUGGUGUCCGCCUUCGCCGUCACGCUCGACGAUGUCGCAGGCGGUGAGAAGACGUUCGCUGCUGAGUAUGCGAAUAUCCGGGAGAUAGACUAUGGGCUCGUCAAGGCUGAUAUGCGUGCAUGUGAACAGGCUCACACUGGGUGUGCGCCCGAUGUGCUGGGAGAGCUGCCGGGCUUCAGGCUGAUCGAUUGCGAUACGCAGAUCGUUGUGGCGGCGUCGACGACCAAAGGACGUGGCACCGCGGGGUAUAGCUAUGUGGCUCUGUCGUAUGUUUGGGGUCCGACGCCUGAUGAGUCUCGCCUCAAUGAAAGGGGUGCGCUUGAGAAUCUGCCUGCUACUAUUGGCGACAGUAUAAAGCUGUGCCGAUCGCUCGGCUUUCGGUAUCUCUGGGUCGAUAGAUAUUGCAUUGAUCAGAAGAAUGCGGAAGAGAAGGCAAUACAGAUCGCGAAUAUGGGCAAGAUCUACUCGUCGGCGCAGCUUACUAUCGUUGCUUCUGUCGGUGAAGACCCGUCGUACGGGCUGCCGGGGAUCACGACCCCCAAGGAAGCAGUUCCUUUCAUCCACGAAACGAUCAAGCGCUUGACCGUAAUACUCCGGCCCCUAAACCCAAUGGCGAGUAUAGCGACAUCGAGAUGGGCAACACGAGGAUGGACCUACCAAGAGGGCUACCUCUCACACAAGCGCCUCUUCUUCACAAACAGGGGCGUUCACUACAUCUGCAACGCCACUGGCGGCCAGCGCUUUCUCCCGCGCCCCGAGAAGCGUGCGGCUCCCUCCAAACCCUACACCGAAGUCAGUACCUGGACCUUCCGCCUCGCGCCGCUAACUCGCAACCUGGAAGCCUACAGUGCGCGACAGCUUUCCGUUGACGCUGAUGCCCUCGACGCCAUCACCGGCGCCCUGACUGCCCAAAGGACCGCCGAAAUGCCUGUCCACCAUCUCUGGGGCAUCCCGCUCUGCGAAACAGAUAUCAACUUCGACACCACCGCCGCCCCGCACACCUCAAACGGCCGCCUCCCUCCCGGCGAGCCCCUGUCCACCGAAUUCCUCCUCCAGUGGUACCACUACGCGCCGUGCCGGCGCCGCCCCGAGUUCCCCUCGUGGUCCUUCCUCGGCUGGGCGGGCCGCAUCUUCUACUACCCGUGGCCGCGGCAGAUCCACAUCGGCGCGCACUUCACCGUGCACAACCUCGAGAAAACCGACGCUGUUGCGUCUACCGACGUCCUCGCAUCACCCGCCACCCCCGCUGAGACUAUCCCGCGCUUCUGCCUCACGCCCCCGGGAACCCACCGUCUCGACGUGACCGUGUACACGCUCCCCCUCGCCCCCGUGCACGUCACCUGGCCCUCGCCCCCUGAUCCGGACUACAUCGACGGUCUGCACGUCGCCGUCACCCUGCCCGACCGCAGCGAGAUCUUCUUCCCUGUGCACUGGAGCCGCUUCCCCGGCGAGAUACCCCUGGAUACUCCACUCUUAGGCGCGCUGUUCCUGAGCGAGCGCAAGAUGGACAAGUCGCGGCACUUCACCGCGGUGUGGGUGCUCGCAGUGCGCGGGGCGGCGUAUGAGCGCGUGGGGUUCUGUGUUUUCCGGGGUUCGGGGCUGCGGGUUGUGGGGGCGGGGGUGCGGAGGGGGGCAAGGGCGAGCGUGGAGGGGUGGGACGAGAAGCUGGUAAGCAUGCGGGAGUGGCAGGGGCUGGCGGUGAAGAAGAGGGUGUUGGUUGGGUGAGGGGGGUAUUGACUGCCUAACUGAGUGGCUAUCUAGACUGGUUGUUUGCUGUCGACUCGUCAUGAUUACAUGGGUUUCCAGGAUUCUUGUUCGAGUCCGAGGUCUUUAGGACUGCCGAUUCCGCCACCGUUUCGUCUUCAUAAGGUUCUGGAAAUCCAACUAUCUCCUUCCCGUUCAAGUCAAAGCCCGAAUCCUGUGGAAACACUCGCCCUUAGAAAAUCCCUUGUAAUCAGGAGGCAAAAGUAUCGCCUCUAAAGCGACCUCGCCGUAUAACUACAACAUCACAUUAGCAGAGCGACAUCCGGAAAUACCUAGCUCAGCACGCCUUCACUCUACCAUUCCCACACCAAAACACCCAAAAAAAAUAUCCAAAAAGAAAUACCUCUCGACCCAGACACAGCAUGAUACGCUGCGCGACCACAUAUCCAC
This is a messenger RNA of Boeremia exigua, 2626 nucleotides long. RefSeq names its product heterokaryon incompatibility protein-domain-containing protein. The record is from RefSeq and is a predicted model, not a curated record. The transcript has 2 exons. The coding region runs from base 158 to 2197 and encodes 679 amino acids. Lineage: Eukaryota; Fungi; Ascomycota; Dothideomycetes; Pleosporales; Didymellaceae.